CCGCUUCUGCCACAACGAUCGAAUCGACCACCAGCAACCAGCUCGAGGUGUUCAUACCCUCGAUACCUCCAGCCCUCUACCCUUUUCAUUUUGCAUUCUCUUGUCCUCUAACCACCACCAUCUACAAUUUCCUACCCAUCGCUGCCGAUGAUGUCUCGCUCGGUACCGCCGCCGUCUCAGCAGGAAAUACAACGGAAACUUUCCGUACACAGUGUCGUGAAACCCAUAGUCAAGAAGAAACCGACUGUUUCUACUGCACCAGUAUCUGGCACGGAAUCUGACUCAGACUCGGUGUUCUCUCCAGAUAUCGUCUCUGCCUCUCCUCUGCCCACUUCCAUCAGCGGAACACCAAUUCUUGCAAGCUCUUCUCAACCGCCGUUGUCGUCAAUCGCAGAAGCUCGUUCGGGAAGCGGUGAAGAGUCUGAAGAAGACGAGGAAGAGGAAGAAGGUGGUUGGCACGUGCAAACGAAUGACGCUAUAGAACGCAGCGCCCUCGAAGAGACUGUGCUCAAGACCGGCUAUCUCUGGAAGAAAGGCGAGCGUCGGAAGACGUGGAAGAAACGGUGGUUCGUGCUGCGACCCGCCCAUCUAGCGUUCUACAAGACAUCUGCAGAGUACAAGCUUUUGCGCCUACUCGACCUCUCUGAUAUCCACUCGUGCACUCCUGUGGCCCUCAAGAAGCAUGCAAACACGUUUGGGCUGGUGUCGCCGACGCGUACAUUUUAUCUACAGGCAGAAACCGCGCAGGGCAUGCAAGAAUGGGUGAAGGCCAUCACAAAUGCGAAGAAUACUCUCUUGGCGACCUCGACUCAAAGUUCCGCAAGUGCACCUAUCCCUAUUCCUACGCCCACCAACCAGAGAAGCUAUCAAGCUGGACCCAUGUCCGCAUCGCCGUCAUCUCAUUCACCCAUGAACUACCACUUUACCUCGUCCGAUUCAGAAGAUGCCUCGCCAAGCGGCCCCCGGUCAUACUCGACUGUCGAGACACCCGUCAUUCCGCAUACGGACAUGGCGUCACCAUCGAAGCAGCCAGGGGCAGCGAAAGAAGCUCCGAAGGUGAUCCUGUCAGGCUAUCUCAUGAAGUGUGGUUCCAGGCGGCAUACCUGGCAUAAUCGGUGGUUUGUUCUCAGUGCGGAUAAGCUGCUAUACUGUCGUAGUCACAUGGACACAAAACCGCAUCGCCAAAUUCCACUAUCGCAGAUCCUGGAUGCCCUGGAAUAUGACUUGCCCGCUCACAGGCAUGGACCAAGCUCCAUCGUCAGCUCCCCACCCGCAUCUUCCCCGCACCCUCAAAGCACGACAUUCCCGAUAAACGGACCGGAAGGAGCCCAGACCCAUACGUUCAAAAUCAUCACACCCAAGAAAACUCUUUUGCUCUGCGCACCGAGCGAGGAAGAGGAAAUCAAGUGGCUGAGUGCGGUCAGGGCGCUGAUUGCUCGCCGAUCGGGUGCGGGAGGUAUACCAGGAGAGAAUGGUGCGACGUCAGUGCCUGCCUCAUCUUCGAAAUCUGCGCCUCCUGCGCAGGGGAUGGGUGGGAACGAGGCCGGCGUUUCCGGGACGAGUGGGAUUACUGUUACGGGCAAACGGAGAGAUUCUAUUGCGAGACGGCUGAGUUUGAGCGGAGGGGGAGGAUUCGCGUCCAGCGGAUCUCCUGCUCCUUCUCCCAGCUUGCCUCACCAGGAGAUGGCGUAGGAGCGUCAAUCUUGAUUCGUUUUGCCCGGCUUGUCUCCCAUGCUUGUCUUUCGAAAACGUGGAUCCUGUUUUGUUUUUUUCGUGUCUGUGUAAGUCUAUUAUCUUCUUCAUUACUUUCUUCUGCUUCUCGUUUCUUUCCCACCAGACGCCGUGUUACCCCGUUUUGCGUUUUGCCUACCGUUUGCUAUGUUUUUCGUCAAUUCGUCAUUUAUAGCUUCUGUCUUGUCUAUUCCUUUUCUUUUACUCUUGCAUCCCACUGUCGACUUGCCCGUCUGAAGUCCUGAGGUCACAAAGUCAAUGAACCGUGUAUGUAUCUUU
Molecule: messenger RNA, 2010 nt
Organism: Somion occarium
Lineage: Eukaryota; Fungi; Basidiomycota; Agaricomycetes; Polyporales; Cerrenaceae
Source: the annotation of a GenBank genome assembly